Molecule: messenger RNA, 3234 nt
Organism: Salpingoeca rosetta
Lineage: Eukaryota; Choanoflagellata; Craspedida; Salpingoecidae
Exons: 8
Coding region: 1-3234 (1077 amino acids)
Biological process (GO): cell surface receptor signaling pathway; adenylate cyclase-activating G protein-coupled receptor signaling pathway
Cellular component (GO): membrane
Molecular function (GO): G protein-coupled receptor activity
Source: RefSeq, a predicted model, not a curated record
AUGCCGGCACAGAUUGGCGCCAUGUUGUGUCCUGGCACCAACAGUGAAGAUUGGUAUGCCCUGUCGUCAUUCCCCGCCAACGCAACACAUGUCAAGCUCAGACUGACCCUCAAUCACACCAGGGGCGACCUCGACCUGUAUGUUGUGAACGCAACAGAUGCCAGCGUCGCUGCCAGCUCCACCAAUGUUGCGCGGGAUGAAGAGAUUGUGCUGCCCAUUGGCGGCGUGGUCGCCGCAGAUGUAUUCGUCGCGGUUGCCUUCUACAGUGGCAGUGGGCCCAUGCAAUAUGUGCUCGGGUUGACGCCAACGACUGCUGCUGUCGCCACACGACCACCAUCGACAGCAUCAACCGCAUCGCCUGUCACCACUAGCACCGGGUGCGAACGUGACGGUAUUGGGCUCAGCAUUGAGGGUGCGCUUGUCCUUGCUGGCGACAAGCACUUGAACCUGAGCAGGAUACUGUGUGGUGGCGAGGCCAUGUGGUACCAGGUUGACGUGUGUGCCGGGUGCACCGUCGAGGCAUCCAUCGUGCCUAACUUUCGGCACGCGCACUGUGUCGUCGACAUGUACCUGUUGGCUGGAGGCGAGCACGUUGCCGCUGCAGAGCCUGUGACCAACCACACAAGCAUCAGCUACACGCCAUCCACACCCACGCCCGUGUACGUGCACAUCGACCACAGGACCGGGGACCUGGCGCACUUCCUGCUCAACAUCACGGUGUCAACCAGCGCCAACGUCACCACUGCAACUGGCACAACAGCAAGCGCAACCGCCACCCAGGCAACGCCAGAUGUGACAGCGAUGACCUCCACAACACCAUCGACAACGACUGUCAGAGGCAGGGGCAACCACGGCCCGCCGUCGCAAGCGCCCCAGCCUCCAGUGCCCACCGUUGGCGCUACACCGCCGCGUGUGACCCCGACAGUGGUAGCGCCGGCAGAUGCAAACACCCAAUGUGUUUGUCCCGCAGAGCUGCUUGACGGCGUUCUUUGGCCUGCCGUUGCUGGCUGUGGUGCACUGUCGCACGUGCAAUGCCCCUCGACAGCACGGGCGGCGACAGCAACACGACGCUGCACGGCAGCCAAUGUCCUUGGGCGCGUGAACAGCACGGCAUGCAGCAACGACCGGCUUGCAGUGCUGGCAACGCAGCCUGUCACCGCCGCCAACGCCGCCGUUGUGGCGACCACGCUCAGCGAGGAGACACAGUCAGCAGGCUUCAUCGGAGCGGCGGAUGUGACGGCGGUGGCACGUGUGCUGGAGACAAUGAGCAAUGUGCUGGGGAACACAUCUUUGGGCAGCACUGUUGUCCUGAAUAUCACAACACAUCUCGCAGCAACCAUUGACCACCUCCUGGACGUCAACGAGGCAACGCUCGGCGCAGCAGAAUCAAACAUCACACAGUCGACAUCGUCGGCAACAAUGCCUGCGCUGUUUGGAUCUGUACUCGCUCGUGCUGCGCGUGCGCUGCCCAGCAAUGGUUCCAAUAUGCAUGAAGGCGCAAACGUCGUUGUGGGCGUGUUUCGUUUCCAACACAACCAGUCAUACGUGCGGUUUCCUCCCGAGCACAGAAGCAGCACCAGUGGCAGCAGCAACAACAGCAGCAACAACAGUAAUGCACAGGCAGUGGUCAGUGCAGGCAACCUGCUACUCACUGAAUUGAUGCCCACGAACCCAACAGCAUUCUUUAGCUUUGCCGUGUACAGAUCCGCUCGCCUGUUUCAAAGCGCAGAGACCACGUCCUCGCGCUGGACAACAACGACAGUUGAUGCUGAUGCUGGUGUUGUUGGUGGUGAGAAUGCUGGUGGCGGCCAGGCUGUCAGGUUUGUGAACGGACCAGUGUUGCUCGCACAGGCCGACGGCGACAACAACACCCCGUUUAAAGGAACGAUUCGCUUUCGCAUCAACAAGACGAUGCACAUGCAAGACGCUUCGGAUGCAUGCGUAUUCUGGCAAUUUCAGAACCACAGCUCCGUGGGCGCAUGGUCUGGUGUUGGCUGCAAUGCCACGGCAAACGACCCGGCCCUUCCGCCUUCGGUUGUUGAGUGCACGUGCAAUCACUUGACCAACUUUGCCAUUAUGACGACGCCACCAGGCUACCAGCCCACGGGCAGCACCGCGCUCGCCCUCGACAUCAUCACAUACGCGGGCCUCGCUCUGUCCGUGCCCUCGCUUCUGCUGACGUUCACGGUCUUUGCGUGUUAUCGCAAGCUGCGCACGCUGGGCCGCGUGGUGAUCAUGCACCUGUGCAUCACCCUCGCGGUGGCCAUGGUGCUGCUUGUGUUUGGCGUGCAUGGAAGCCAUGACGCCAACAGAUGCGUCGCCGUCACGACAUCGCUGCACUUCUUCCUGCUCAGCGCGUUUGCCUGGAUGCUCAUCGAAGGUGUUCAUCUGCACAACAACUUUGUUGUUGUCUUCACCAGAGCCACCUCUGACACCACAGCGCACCUCCAGUACGCGGCGUUUGCGUAUCUCGUGCCCGCCCUCAUCGUCGGUGUCACCGCCUCCGCCCUGGGACCAGAGAAGUACGUGGCGGAGAACGUGUGUUGGCUUCGAUGGGACACUGGCGCCAUCUGGUCGUUUAUCGGGCCGCUGUGCUUUGUCGUUGCUGCAAACAUGGUGGUCUUUGCGCGAAUUCUUCGCUCCGUGAUCAGCGUUGGACUGGCGCGUGCCAACAAUAGACGGCAGUCCAUGUUUGUUCGCGGCGCCAAAGUGAGCGCCAGCUUCUUCUGCGUCAUGGGCAUCACUUGGGUGUUUGGCAUUCUCACCAUCUCCGGCGACAUCACCAUGCAAUACGCGUUUGCCAUCUUAAACGCGUUUCAAGGGCUGUUUAUCUUCGUCUUUCAUUGCCUGCGCGAUCGGACGGUGCAACAAACGGUGCGCGGGCGACGAGAGACGUUGCCAUCCCAGAAGGUUAUGACAUCGUCACAUCGCAUUCCGUCCACACCAAAACUGGCGAGGUUCAACUGGCAGCAGCAGUCUCGUCCCUCCUCCGCCCAAACUGACUCACGCACGUCCACCAUGGACACCCCUUUGUCACUGGCGGCGUUUGAAGAGGAGAAUUUCAGCAUACUCCCGCCGGACAAAGUGGAUCCCUCCUCCGCCCAAACUGACUCACGCACGUCCACCAUGGACACCCCUUUGUCACUGGCGGCAUUUGAAGAGGAGAAUUUCAGCAUGCUCCCAGCGGGCAAGGAUCUUGAGCUCGGAGAUGCGGAUGAAACACAAGCGCAAUGA